Molecule: messenger RNA, 1994 nt
Organism: Sus scrofa (pig)
Lineage: Eukaryota; Metazoa; Chordata; Mammalia; Artiodactyla; Suidae
Product: tubulin alpha-3 chain
Biological process (GO): microtubule-based process
Cellular component (GO): microtubule
Molecular function (GO): structural constituent of cytoskeleton; GTP binding
Source: RefSeq, a predicted model, not a curated record
GCUCGGCCCACUGGGCGGCUCUGCUGGGGGAUGGGAGAGCCUCGAGAGCCCAUGUAAGCUCCUUUGGGUCCCUCUGUGGAGAGGACGGACGCAUGUGUGCUUGCCCGGGGCCACGUUGGCCGAGCAACUGAAAGGUCAGUGCUUGAAAUGUGGGGCUCAGGUUCCUAAUUUAGGGAAAUCUAUACAGAAAAAAGCUGCUUUGCCAGCUGUAAGACAGGCUGCCCAAGACACCACCCCACCCCGGGCGGUCAGGGGGUCGUGUGCACCCUGCCUACAGGUGGUGGUGCAGGCCCCCCCUGCUCUGUGUGCUCUGGGCUGGUGCAGGAGAGUUUGGCCUGAGUCUCGGACUUAGAAAGGUGAGUAGAGCACCUUGGCUAGGUUGCUGAGAGUAGAAGCCCAAGGUAGUUCCCAAGGGGAGCUGCAAAGAGAGAGCAGCUUUCCUGGCCACCCGGGGGGAUGACAGAAUCUCCACGGCUGGCAGAAGCCACAGCCUUGUCUCGUGUGUCAGGGACCUUUCAGCGAUGCCCUGGACGGAGCAUGGCAUGUGCAGAACCGCCUGUGUGUGGGCGGGAGAGCGUGUCCCUCCUUUGGGGUCCAGUCAGGCUCUACCUUCCCGGGGCCGUAAACGGCAGAUGAGGCAUGCGGAUCACAUGGAGGCCUCCCUGGGAGAUGCUGUCGGGCUCCAAGGAGCGGCCGUGCCCGAGAGAACUGGACGGGCCUGGCCUGUCUGUCCUGGUGAGUCUGCAGUCACCCUCAAGAGCGUGGCCCGCAUGUCCUUUGCAGAUGAAGUGCGCACGGGGACCUACAGGCAGCUCUUCCACCCGGAGCAGCUGAUCACCGGGAAGGAAGACGCAGCCAACAAUUACGCCAGAGGCCACUACACCAUCGGCAAGGAGAUUGUCGACCUGGUGCUGGAUCGGAUCCGCAAACUGGCGGACCUGUGCACGGGGCUGCAGGGCUUCCUCAUCUUCCACAGCUUUGGGGGCGGCACCGGCUCGGGCUUCGCAUCUCUGCUCAUGGAGCGGCUCUCGGUGGACUACGGCAAGAAGUCCAAGCUGGAGUUCGCCAUUUACCCGGCCCCCCAGGUCUCCACGGCCGUGGUGGAGCCCUACAACUCCAUCCUGACCACGCACACGACCCUGGAGCACUCGGACUGCGCCUUCAUGGUGGACAACGAGGCCAUCUACGACAUCUGUCGGCGCAACCUGGACAUCGAGCGGCCCACCUACACCAACCUCAAUCGUCUGAUCGGGCAGAUCGUGUCCUCCAUCACAGCCUCCCUGCGCUUCGACGGGGCCCUCAACGUGGACCUGACGGAGUUCCAGACCAACCUGGUCCCCUACCCCCGCAUCCACUUCCCCCUGGCCACCUACGCCCCGGUCAUCUCGGCCGAGAAGGCCUACCACGAGCAGCUGUCUGUGGCCGAGAUCACCAACGCCUGCUUCGAGCCGGCCAACCAGAUGGUCAAGUGUGACCCUCGCCACGGCAAGUACAUGGCCUGCUGCAUGCUGUACAGGGGAGACGUGGUCCCCAAAGACGUCAACGCGGCCAUCGCCACCAUCAAGACCAAGCGCACCAUCCAGUUUGUGGACUGGUGCCCGACUGGGUUCAAGGUAGGCAUCAACUACCAGCCCCCCACGGUGGUCCCAGGGGGAGACCUGGCCAAGGUGCAGCGGGCCGUGUGCAUGCUGAGCAACACCACGGCCAUCGCCGAGGCCUGGGCCCGCCUGGACCACAAGUUCGACCUCAUGUAUGCCAAGCGUGCCUUCGUGCACUGGUACGUGGGGGAAGGCAUGGAAGAGGGCGAGUUCUCGGAGGCCAGGGAGGACCUGGCGGCUCUGGAGAAAGAUUACGAAGAGGUGGGCGUGGACUCGGUAGAAGCAGAGGCUGAGGAGGGGGAGGAGUACUGAGUGGGAAGGCAAGGUGUGGCCCCCCCUUUCACCCUGCGCUGUAACGUUCCAGAUGUGUUUACCUAUUAAAGUUUCUGAAUUAAA